UAAUCGAUGUCGACCCAACCGCAACAACCCGUUGUCGUUUACCCAAAUAAUGUGCCUGCCGGGCAAGCACCGCCAUCUCAUAGCCAUUCCGAUGGAUCGUUUGGACCAGUUUUUAUAGUGCUGGCAAUGAUUAUUGUUAUUUCAGCCAUCGCUUGCUUCAUCGGAAGAAUGUGUAACCGGUGGGGGAAUCAAACGAAACCCUCUGGGCAAAACCGGAACCAUGAUUUGCGUCCUAAAGAAAGGGACGUGGAGUUUGGCCUCGGGUCCAGUGGGAGGAUUCCUGGUGCCGAACCGCCCGGUGGGCAUGAUGAACCGAGCAAAGGGUUCAAAAUGCCCGGAAAUGAAGAUGUUGGAGGGCCUAGAAUGCCUGAAAAAGGGGAUCCAAUUCCAAGGAUCAGAAUCCCCGGAAAUGGAGAUCCUAGGGGACGUAGAGUGCAUGCAAAUGGGGAUCCCACAGGGUUCAGAAUCCCCGUACCAAAGCCUGUAGAUGAUGGACCGCUAAAACCUGAUGAAUGAUAUCUAAUAUCACGGC
Hibiscus syriacus is the source of this 532-nucleotide messenger RNA. RefSeq lists its product as uncharacterized. The transcript has a single exon. Bases 7 to 516 code for a protein of 169 amino acids. Lineage: Eukaryota; Viridiplantae; Streptophyta; Magnoliopsida; Malvales; Malvaceae. The record is from RefSeq and is a predicted model, not a curated record.